GGCCGUCCUACAAAGUCUCGACGUGCCCAAGGGCAUGGGCCUUUAGCCACUGCCGCCCGGUAUAAUCCGUUUCGAGGCGGUAAAGACGUUGUUGCAGUGGUGAAAAUACAUCCACCAGGGAGAUCCGCUAACGCGGGAUGAAUGUGGGGGGGGCCAGAAGGGCUGAUAGGCUUAUCUCUUGGCGACAACCUCAGAUGCGGAAGUGUAUCAGUCGAGAUCCAAAAUUGGUUCCCUUAUCUUAUCCUUGCCAGAAAAUAUAUCGACAGGAUUUCCGCGGUGAACCGCUGGCAAAACAAUCUUCCUGUUUGGAAUUCGAAGCUGAUGACGGAGCCGAAGAAAACGCAGACACACUCUUGCCGGACAUCGCACGCAUGGGAAUUCUGCCCACAGUGGAAAAGCAUGUCUUCAUUGUUUCCGGGUGUGAGCACCGCCCUCCUUGUGUUUGGCGGAAGGGUGGAUUGCUUCCACGGCGACGUCGGAUGAGCCGACGAGUUCAGUCACCUGGGUGUCUUUUUCUUCGCGCUCAGCGAGAGAAGCAGAAGGCUUUGUGGGGCCUUGCUAUUCAUUAUGGGCGAUAUGGCAGCCACACAACACUUUGCGUUGGCGGAAGCUGUGGCACUGAUUGAGCGCCACCGAGAUAAAUUGCCAUGCGUUAGCUUCUUCCCAACCACUGGCAGCCGAAAAAGUUGAUCCGAAUAAUCUGAGAUGCGAACAGCUCACGCAGUGCGCGUGUUGUUCAGGACAUUCGAGUCUUCGCUUGGCAUCUCCGCGGAUUCUUCUGAUGAGCCGGCCUAUGCGCGGGAGUAAGUGCAAUGUAUCCUCUGCGAGCCUAACGUAAGCCUACUCCCUGUAGGCGUCUCGGGUUCGCUAUAUUGCUCUCCUGCAAUGGGAGUUCGUUGGUACGUCUGCUGUUCUGCUA
Westerdykella ornata is the source of this 919-nucleotide messenger RNA. RefSeq lists its product as uncharacterized. The record is from RefSeq and is a predicted model, not a curated record. The transcript is spliced from 2 exons. The coding region runs from base 138 to 626 and encodes 162 amino acids. NCBI's taxonomy places the organism in Eukaryota, Fungi, Ascomycota, Dothideomycetes, Pleosporales, Sporormiaceae.